Molecule: messenger RNA, 657 nt
Organism: Hibiscus syriacus
Lineage: Eukaryota; Viridiplantae; Streptophyta; Magnoliopsida; Malvales; Malvaceae
Product: putative germin-like protein 2-1
Exons: 2
Coding region: 1-657 (218 amino acids)
Cellular component (GO): cell wall
Molecular function (GO): manganese ion binding
Source: RefSeq, a predicted model, not a curated record
AUGAAAACCCUCCAGAUCAUCCUAACCAUUUUCAUCUUGACUUUGGCUUCGUCUUUGGCCUUUGCCUCUGAUCCUAGCUCUCUUCAGGACUUCUGUGUAGCUGACCCCAAGGGCUCUGUUUCUGUCGAUGGGAGUGUCUGCAAAGGCGCAAAACUUGCCAAAGCAGAUGACUUCUUCUUUUCAGGGCUCCAUAUCCGCAAAAACACAUCGAAUUCUGUUGGAUCAGCUGUGACACCAGUUAACAUUGCACAAAUACCAGGACUUCACACAUUAGGGAUAUCUAUGGCUCGAAUCGACUAUGCACCUAACGGUGGCCUCAACCCUCCUCACACUCACCCUCGUGCCACAGAGAUUCUAGUGGUUAUCGAAGGCACACUCCAUGUCGGUUUCAUUACAUCGAACCCGGAUAACCGUCUGAUAACUAAAGUCCUAUGCCCUGGAGAUGUCUUUGUAUUCCCCGAGGGUCUCAUUCACUUCCAGUACAAUAUUGGGAACACCUAUGCCGUGGCCUUUGCUGGUCUUAACAGCCAAAACCCAGGGGUGAUCACCAUUGCUAAUGCAGUCUUCAGCUCAAAGCCUUCCAUUAGUGCUGAUACUCUUGCCAAGGCUUUUAAUCUGGACGCCAAAAUGGUUAAUGAUAUUCGAUCCAGUUUCUGA